This is a messenger RNA of Oppiella nova, 662 nucleotides long. Lineage: Eukaryota; Metazoa; Arthropoda; Arachnida; Sarcoptiformes; Oppiidae. The record is from the annotation of a GenBank genome assembly.
CGUAAAUGCCAAACAUGUGUUCAAAUGUUAUUCACAGGUUCACGAGUGGACAUAAACUAUGGUUUUCAUUACACAACCAAAUAUCACUCAAAACAUGUAAUCAAUUGAUGACCAAAAAGAGUAAUUUGUGUCCAAAUUAUUAUCAUAUCCGAUGUCUGAACCACAAUUCAUACGAUUGGAUGCAAAGUCGAGGAAUAUUGAAGAGUCACUUCCCAGAAAAAGAAGACAUAAACGAGUUGUUGUCAUCCAAACGGACCAUUUAUGCGGGUUUUGAUGCCACUUAUGAUAGUCUUCACGUCGGGAACCUAUUAGUGUUGAUAUCAUUGCUUCAUUUGCAGCGAUUAGGGCAUAGAGUUAUUGUACUGAUAGGCGACUCGACCGCCAGAAUCGGUGACCCGAGCGGUAAGACUGAAGACCGGCCGCUGAUUGAGACGGAAGUGGUUAUGAGUUAUGCGACGAGUAUUGAGAAGAGUGUGAAAAGGAUUUUUGAAAAUCACAAGAAAUACUUCUGGAAAACCAAAGGCAGAAACGAUAGACUCGAGGACUUUAUGAUUUGUCGCAACAGUGAGUGGUAUAGCGAUAAGAAUGUCAUUGAUUUCAUGAGCAGUUUUGGCCGAUACCUAAGAGUGACAACAAUGAUGGGAAAGACUAUUAAAGACCGA